AUGGAGGACCCCAAAGUCAAGGCCCACCAAGGAGUUCACACAGGAGAGAAAUCAUACAUAUGUAAUGUGUGUGGUAAAGGCUUCACUCUGAGUUCAAAUCUUCAAGCCCACCAGAGAGUCCACACUGGAGAGAAACCAUAUAAAUGUGAGCAGUGUGGGAAGAAUUUCAGGAGGAACUCUCAUUACCAAGUUCAUUUGCUGAUCCAUACUGGUGAGAAACCAUAUAAAUGUGAAGACUGUGGAAAGGGCUUUAGUCGUAGAGCAGAUCUUAAAAUUCAUUGUAGGAUCCACACAGGCGAGAAACCAUAUCAUUGUGAGGAAUGUGGGAAAGUCUUCAGGCAGGCCUCAAAUCUUUUGGCCCACCAGAGAGUCCACAGUGGAGAAAAACCAUUUAAAUGUGAAGAGUGCGGGAAGAGCUUUGGUCGGAGUUCACACCUUCAAGCCCAUCAGAGAGUCCAUAUGGAAGAAAAGCCAUACACAUGUGAGAAGUGUGGGAAGGGCUUCAAGUGGAGUUUGAACCUUGACAUGCACCAAAGGGUCCACACAGGAGAGAAACCCUACAAGUGUGGGGAAUGUGGGAAGUACUUCAGUCAGGCCUCAAGUCUCCAACUUCAUCAGAGUGUCCACACUGGAGAGAAACCAUACAGAUGUGAUGUGUGUGGUAAAGUCUUUAGUCGAUCUUCACAAUUACAGUCUCACAAGAGAGUCCACACAGGGGAGAAACCGUACCAGUGUGAGAUAUGUGGUAAGAGCUUCAGCUGGAGAUCAGAUCUCACCAUUCAUCACAGAACUCAUGCUAGUGAACAAUUAUCUAAAUGUGGUCAGAGCAGUAAGAACAUCAGAGAGUCCACACAGGGGAGAAGCUCUCUACAAAACGAUUUUGAAAAGACCUAA
Chrysochloris asiatica (Cape golden mole) is the source of this 894-nucleotide messenger RNA. Its product is annotated as zinc finger protein 226-like. The record is from RefSeq and is a predicted model, not a curated record. NCBI's taxonomy places the organism in Eukaryota, Metazoa, Chordata, Mammalia, Afrosoricida, Chrysochloridae. Gene Ontology annotation, cellular component: nucleus. Gene Ontology annotation, biological process: regulation of transcription by RNA polymerase II. Gene Ontology annotation, molecular function: RNA polymerase II cis-regulatory region sequence-specific DNA binding; DNA-binding transcription factor activity, RNA polymerase II-specific. The transcript has 3 exons. The coding region runs from base 1 to 894 and encodes 297 amino acids.